AAUGAAUCUUUAUUAGCCUAAUUAAUUUGCAUUCAUGAAUCCAUCAUCAUUAGUUGUCAGUAAUAAACAGUAACAAAAGAGACGCUGAUGAUCAAAGCUACAUAAUAUAAAUAUUAAUAGAAAAGGGAGGGGGUUAACUGAAAAUAUAGAUUGUCUAUAUUAAACUAAAAUUUGAAAUUUGUGUAGUAGCCUAUACUGAAUACAUUAGACCAAUAUCACAUCAUUCACAAGAUGGAGGAGACGCCUCGUCUAUCUACGGCGAAUGAAUACCGUCAUGCCAUAUUUAGAAUUGCUAAUCAUACCAAGUAACAUUGACAAUAAUCGGAACAUUUUCACAUAAUAUUGCACUUGGGGGUUUAAUUUCAAGAUCAAUUAUUCCUUGAAAGAGCUUAUUGAUCGAUACACAGAGUUCAAGCCGAAAUCUAACAAAGAAUUAUAUUCUGUCGCGCAAUGUCAUUGUGAAAAUAGCCUUAUUGAGAGCACGUGGUCUACCGGCGUCACUCAUCCUUUCCUAGCUUGCCCUACAUACCGUCGAGGUCUACAAAAUUGGUCCUUUACGUUACUUCGCAUUUCGUUGCUAUUCACAAGCUGCAAAGAUGGCAAAACCUCAAGUUUUCUUCGACAUCACUGCUGAUGGCAGUCCACUGGGAAGAAUCACUAUGGAGUUGAGAGCUGAUGUGGUACCCAAAACUGCAGAGAAUUUCAGAGCUCUUUGUACUGGUGAGAAGGGAUUUGGUUUCAAAGAUUCCACAUUCCAUAGAGUUAUUACAAACUUUAUGUGUCAGGGGGGAGAUUUCACUCGUGGAGAUGGUACUGGAGGUAAAAGUAUCUAUGGUGAAAAAUUUGCUGACGAAAACUUCCAGCUGAAACAUGAGGGUCCAGGUACAUUGUCCAUGGCAAAUGCUGGUCCUAACACAAAUGGUUCUCAGUUCUUUUUGUGUACCGUUAAAACUGCUUGGUUAGAUGGUAAACAUGUAGUAUUUGGUAAAGUGGUUGACGGUAUGGACGUGGUAAAAAAGAUUGAAAGCUAUGGUUCUCAAUCUGGCAAGACCUCCAAAAAAAUUGUUAUCGCUAAUGCUGGUCAAUUGUAAACAUGUCUGCAUUUGACAGCACUGUAGAUUUUAAUUAUUUUAUGAGAUACUUUCUUCUACAAUUCUAUAAUCCGAACUCUAAUUAUGUUUAUUUUGAGGGUGAUUCUGUAUUCAACAGAAAUUCUUGUAGUUAAGAGAAUAACAGAAAAUUAUCUUUAAUAUUUAAAGGUCUGUUAUCCCUGACAUGAUUAUUAAAAAUUGAUACAUAGCUAAAUGUUUAUUUUUGAGGAUUGAGUUUUCACAAGUGCUAAAUAACAUCAAAAUAAUUUCAUAUAAAUGAUCAAAAUUCACCUAUGGACUUUUAUUGUCAUUCAUUUUGAAAUUUCUUUACAAUGUUUUUGUAAUGUAAUUUUUUGUUAUAACAAUUCUUGAACUAGAGG
This is a messenger RNA of Lottia gigantea (owl limpet), 1471 nucleotides long. RefSeq lists its product as hypothetical. Gene Ontology annotation, cellular component: intracellular membrane-bounded organelle. Bases 597 to 1091 code for a protein of 164 amino acids. NCBI's taxonomy places the organism in Eukaryota, Metazoa, Mollusca, Gastropoda, Lottiidae. The transcript is spliced from 5 exons. Gene Ontology annotation, biological process: protein peptidyl-prolyl isomerization; protein folding. Gene Ontology annotation, molecular function: peptidyl-prolyl cis-trans isomerase activity. The record is from RefSeq and is a predicted model, not a curated record.